CAAACAAUCGCAGCUUUCUACCAACAGCAGCAGCACACAGAUUCGGUGCUCCAUCGCUCAAUAUUUACCAUUCAUUGUUAGUUCGUCCGUCAGCGCUUGCAUUACCAUGGUGGAACACUGCCACUAGCCUGGCGUUCUUCUCGUGUUAAACGGGCGGGCAGUAAAUGCAUCGGAAGACGGGGAGGGUUCACCAAACGCAGAAGGUGUCGAAAACAGCGGAAUUGCAAACGAGCUCACAAGGACGUGAAAAAGUGAAGCAAUAGAAAUUCGUUCGAUGCGUCGCCGUACGAAAGGGCAAAUAGCGCAAAUGUCAAAGUGAGGCGAGAAAGAAGGAAUCACACAAACAAAAAAAAACCUUCAUCCUCUAUCUGUGCAACUCCCUCACCCCCCCCCCAAGCGAGUGUGUGAAUGCGUGCUGGUAACGAGACGCAGAUUAGAUUAGCGAGAGAGAUUCAUUUCGGUGAAGUAAUAAUUCUAGUGGUGGUACGCGCAGUUUCGCUUCCAUAGGGGCUGAAGAAGGUGGUGCAGAAGAGCGGCCGAGUUCUCUUUGUUUCUGCCUGCACCCUGCACGCACGAUCCUUGGGCGAGCGAGCGGUGGUGGUGAAACGGAUAGCCGAGCGGCGGAGGUGGUGGUGUUCAGUGUGUGCCUGUGCAAUCGCAGUAAAUUGGCAAGUGUAGCACCAACACAUCCUAGCGAGGGCCAAGUGUAGUUUUCUACUAGUAUCUUGUGUGCGUUACUAGUACCGAGCCCCAGCUGCCAGUCCGGAAGUUGCAAUGGAUGGCGAUUCGGAAAAACAGCCGCUCCUGAAGCAAUCACAGCAACAGCAACAAUCGCAAGAUGCAGGCUCAGUACAACCGGUCGUGAAUGCAUCUCCCAUCGGUCCGGACGAGGUGCCACCCUCGUAUCAGCAGGAGCAACAGAAUAGUAUUAUAGUGACGUGCCGCGUCUGUCAGGCACUGAUCGACAUCUCCUGGAAAAAGGAACAGCAUGUCGUCAAGUGUUUGCAGUGCAACGAAGCGACGCCCAUUCGAAAUGCACCGGCCGGCAAAAAGUAUGUCCGCUGUCCGUGCAACUGUCUGCUGAUUUGCAAGAGCUCUUCCCAGCGGGUCGCCUGCCCCCGCCCCAACUGCAAACGCAUCAUCAACCUGGCCCCGAGCCCGGUAACGCCCCCGCUGCUACCGAUGCCCGGCAUGUGCCGCGUUACCUGCGGCCACUGUCACGAUACGUUCCUGUUUGAUACGUUGAAGAACAAUCUGGCUCGGUGUCCGCACUGUCGUAAGGUGUCUUCGGUCGGGGCCGACUUUUGCCGCAAGCGACGCAAUCUACACUUCCUCGGUGGAAUUAUAUUUUUGGCUAUCGGUAUCGGCGUUACCUUUGCCACCUACACCUACGUGCGGGAUUACAGUGGUAUAUUUGUGGCAUACAUUAGCCUGUUUCUCAUCUCGUUGCUGCUCUUCGCAAAGACGGUUUACUACUGUUCGCUGAAGAUAAGCAACAUUGACGGCCCGUUCACAAAUGUGGCAUCUUAAGAGGAGCGGGUGGGUGUGGAACACCAGGGGAAAAAAAGUGAAGGUCCACAAAACAUUCCUUAGUAUGAAGCAAAUAUGAGAACACCGGCUCGUCCCCCCCCCCCCCCCCCCCCCCGACUCAGAAUGCGCAUGGACGUGCAUGGUGAUAACGGUAGGUAACAUUAAAAACACAGACAGAGACAGAGGCGGCGGCGGCAGCGGCGUGUGGAGUAUUGGUGGAAUAGUUGGGGGUCGGAGUUGGAGUUUGGCGGGAUCGCUCGUGCGGAUCGGCCGCGAAAUUCGGCGCUAACAUCAGCAAACAUACGUGAGGUGAUUGGGCAGGGCUGAUGUGGGCUGAAUAACUGAAACAUUUAAAAAAAAGUGUACACGGGCAAACGAUUAAUCAAAAAACAUUAUCGUUUAGUUGGGUUUUCAAUGCACCAUGCAAACCAACUUGCGAGACCACCGACCACCGAGGGAUGUCGCAGCAACCCGGGUGUGUCGCCAGGCAAAGUUAGGCAAAGCUCUGUAAGGUUGAUACAGAAAAACAAGCAAGUGGAAACGGUGAACGAAAGUGAAUUUGCAUCGAUUGUGUUUGUGUGUUUGUGUGUAUUUUCAACAGCCCCUCCUAAAAGUGGGGCCAAUAUCCUCUUGCUGUUCCCCGUGUCCCUGUUUCAUUAUGUGUUAUGUUCUUUUAAACGUUUAUAAUGUCAUGAGUUUUUGUUUGUUUGUUUUAUCACACCUAGCCAAGCACAUAUAACAUGUAUGUACGUAUUAUGAUUUAAUAUUAUUGUAUAGAAUGUGAGUGCGCGAGUGUGUGUGUGUGAUUGCGGCUCACGAGGAAAGGAGGCGCGCCUCGAUCGAGCAGUUUAGCCGGAAACAGGACAAGAAUUCACUUACGCAGGAAUAAUAAUCACACUGUCCUGGACCAUAAAACAAGCGUCCACAUGUUGGCAGCAAUGAGCGCUUGUUGGAUGACUUGGAAAACAGUGUAAUGGUGGAAUAUUGAGCAUCGAUCGAGGUUCGAGCGGUGAUGAUCGAGGCAGAAUAUGGUUGGAAAACACGAUCACGAAGCUUAGCCGGCAGGGUGUUGGGAAAGGUGUGUCGUACAGGUGGCGUACCAAAAUUGCUAAUGAAAAAACACAUUUAUUCAUCCAUAUUAUACAUAUGAAACAUACAUUCAUACAUUAACUUUACACACGGUGUGCAUCGGUGGUCUCGUGGUGCGUCUGAUGCUCCAUAUGUGUAAUACUAGUGUAGCCAUAAGCAUACGAUAAUACAUUGGAAAGGCGGCGUGCCGGGCCUUGUUGUGCUGGGAUGUGUGUCUUCACGUGCCACUGGCUAAAUGCAAACGGCCCAAUUAUAGUGGCAAGAUAUACAUGCGCAAACCAACACACGGAGCAAGAAACACAGGAGGUUAUUAGCUAAUGUUUUACUAAAGAUUGAACAUAAUUAAGUUACAUGCGUGUAUUGAGCCUGUAAAUCGUGCCCCCGCGACACAUCCACGUUUUCCAACAACAGCAAACAAUAACAAACCAAUGUUAAGCUUCUUGAGAAAUGUACGCUAUCGCUCCCCUCUCUUGUUCGUAUUAUGAUAUUAGUUGUGGAACCUUCCACCCUAUGCUGGUGAUGUACUAAAGAUGCGCAGAAGAAAAUAGAAAGAAUUUUGGGAUAAGGACCCAAUGGGGGUGUAUGUGAGUGUUCGCAAAAUGGCCCCCAAAAAUUCUUCAUCUGGUGUUUAGUUUUGGAGAUAGUAUUUGGGGAAGACAACGAGCGGGUUGGGUUUUGCACCAAACAAAAACCGGAUACAGAUAUAUAAAAUACGCUUUCCACAUUUCUCACUAAGUAGGCGAUGACGAGGCGAGCUCUCCUGCUGGCUGCGCGAGCUCUGCUGUAUAAUGAAUGCAUGAAGGCAGAAAUAAAGGCAAUUUAGAUACGGUAA
Messenger RNA from Anopheles stephensi (Asian malaria mosquito), 3451 nucleotides. RefSeq names its product type 1 phosphatidylinositol 4,5-bisphosphate 4-phosphatase. The record is from RefSeq and is a predicted model, not a curated record. The coding region runs from base 775 to 1530 and encodes 251 amino acids. Gene Ontology annotation, cellular component: phagocytic vesicle membrane; late endosome membrane; plasma membrane. Gene Ontology annotation, biological process: phosphatidylinositol dephosphorylation. The transcript has 5 exons. Gene Ontology annotation, molecular function: phosphatidylinositol-4,5-bisphosphate 4-phosphatase activity. Lineage: Eukaryota; Metazoa; Arthropoda; Insecta; Diptera; Culicidae.